Molecule: messenger RNA, 18657 nt
Organism: Anopheles funestus (African malaria mosquito)
Lineage: Eukaryota; Metazoa; Arthropoda; Insecta; Diptera; Culicidae
Gene: Bruce
Product: baculoviral IAP repeat-containing protein 6
Exons: 22
Coding region: 714-17138 (5474 amino acids)
Biological process (GO): apoptotic process; regulation of cytokinesis; negative regulation of apoptotic process
Cellular component (GO): nucleus
Molecular function (GO): cysteine-type endopeptidase inhibitor activity; ubiquitin conjugating enzyme activity
Source: RefSeq, a predicted model, not a curated record
AGCGAGUUGUUUCAUUCUCAAUAGGCCGUGUGAGAUAGCUUAAAUGGUGUUCGCGGAGGCGUCCUGUUGCCAUUUGUUUUAUUGCGAGAACAUCAUUUUCUUUCAUUUGCUAUACAUUUCACGUUUUUGCUACGUAUGUAGAGUAUGGUAAAUAGCUGGUCAAUGCAUGGUAAAUUAUAUGUGUGAGUGUGUGUGUGCGAAUAUUCAAAGAACUACAAUCCCAAUAAAAGCACGAAAAAGACAAUUUUAGGCAAUAUACAGCCAUCGAAGCUGGUUAGGAGGAAGUUGGAAAAAAGCAUUAUUGCAUGCUAGAACGAAGUUGGUGGUUCUACGAACCACCCUUCUGUCUGGGUAAGGUUACUAAAGUGCGGAAAGGAAGAGCAGGGGAAAGAGAGCGCAAGUGUCAUCGUUUGACAGAUUGCCCGAAACAAACGAACGGCUGUGUGAUUCGGGGUUAUCUUUGCCUGUCCGCGGCUUGCACCAUUGUGGUGACACGGAAACAUUUUCAUAGUUGAGCAAUAUUACAUUAAAUUUCCCGGAGCGUGCACGUAAUUACCGUCUUUCUUGUACUCCAAACAUUCUACCCAACACUACGCCGGAAUAGUUUACCUAAUUAAUCGUUAGUCAUCACGCGGGGGAAGAUAUCCGCAAAACUUCCCGGUCUGUUUUAGGUUAGAGUUACGUAGCGACCGUACAGCGAAACACAGUACAGUAUGGCCAGCAGUGACGAUCAAUGGCUGAAAGAGGACGGCUAUCUGAACGUGGAUGCUGAAUCGCGUUCUAUCACUUACCAUCCGUAUUUGAACGUAAUUCUCGUGAUUGGAAGUAACAGCGAGGUGAAGCUACUGGAUGUCAAUUCCGGUGUCAUACUACAAAGUUACAGAAUAUCGGAAAUCAAUUCGGUACGAUGCCGGUACUUGCCCCAGCAGGAUAAGAUACUUAUUUGGAACGGUCGCAACAUAUGUAUGCGCGGUGAUUACAAUGGUGUUCUACUGCUGGACACAAUCCUUCAGGCCCCUGUCACGUCGAACGAUGAUCGGGUGCGUUUGGAGUUGCUGCUCUCGGAGGCACUUUUGUUCCUGCAGUGUCUCCAGAAUCUGGAAGAGCACGGUCUGGAGAAUAUGAGUGACGUUACAAACGAGCUGACGCAAAAGAUCGGUGAAGCACAGUCGCACUCGAAGCGCGGUAUUAAGGCACAAAAAUGGGAAACGGUGUGUCUGGAGCUGCCCCACUCAUCACUGCGCAUGGUGGCAAGCGGUGUGGUGAUGCAGCUUCGCCGGCUCGAUCAGCAUAUCCCGGCGAUGGCCAUCGCAUCGGCAAUAAAUGAACGGUUGACCGAUUUGCUCCGGGGAGCCCGUGUCAACGAGUCGGCAAAAUCGGUCCAACGAUUUCAGAUGUACUCGGAGGCGGCCCGUCGUCAAACGUUCGAGGCGUGGCCUCACAUGGACUACAAAUGGGUACUGCCGGAUCAGAUGGCCCAGGCCGGAUUCUAUCACCAGCCGGGCGAGAAUGGAAACAAGGAUCGGGCGAUGUGUUUCACCUGUACCGUGUGUCUCGUAUGCUGGGAGAAAACGGACGAACCGUGGAGCGAACACGAACGCCAUUCACCAGACUGUCCGUUCGUGAAGGGAGAGUUCACGCAGAAUGUGCCACUGUCUGUAACGUAUGCAACGAGUCCGGCCGUCGCCACGGCCGGGUUCAGCAUGAUAUCGUCCGGUGAUCGGGGCGUGGUAUUUUGCACCGGCAAUCCAUCCGGCGACGUUACGGUGUGGAACAUCGAGCGACAGCUGACAAAGGUUCACGAGUUUCAGGUGAAACUGCAUCCGGACAUACUGACGACGACAACCAUCAGCCCGACGGCGACAGUCAGUUCGCUCGAGUUAAACGCUUUGGCAGCCUACUUUGUUCGAUCGCCUGCGGGUAGUGCUGUGCAGCAGCGACGUGCAUCACUUUCCUUGAAACCGAAAAUGCUCGGCACGAAAAUAGUGGCCGGCGUGCGGGUGAAAAGCACGGAAACGUUCGACAAGGAUUCGUAUGAUGUGUAUGAGCAUGAUGCAGAAACGACGCUGCUUAUGAUCGUGUACAACAUCGAAGACCCAGUCGUGGAGGAUACGGUUCCCGGAUCGCCAACGCUGAAUGCAAACACGCAGGCCGCCCUCACGCUUAGCGCUGGCGUUGGUGGUAAUGCAAAGAAAUCCAACCUGUUUACCAUUAUGGAGAGCACAGAGGAUGAAUCGGUCAAAUUGCUGGCCGAACGUACAAACAUGCUUAUGGACGAGCUAAAGCACGCGAAACAGAAACUAGUUACACAAAAGACGAACAAAACGAAAAAGAAACACUACUCGGACGUUAGUGAGAAUGAUAGUGGUAAAAUUAAAAUUCUUUCAUCGAUGGACACGCAAACCACCUUGCCAUCCACUUCGAUGAACAUAGUGACGGAUGCGUUGGCCACCGGUAUCAAUAGUACUGUGCACGGUAGCGGGGAAGGAGGUGGUGGCGAGGGAGAAGGUGACGGUGGCACAGGCGAUGGAGGCGGAGGAGGUGGCGGUGGGGAAUGUGCCAGUGCGACGGAAGGCGCCAUUUUUUGCAUACCGUUACAGUACAUCGAACUACCGCCAAUAAUGAUGGAUUCGUGUGCCCAUUACUACAUCUCGGAUAUAGUUCCAUCGAGUGAUAAUCGCCACUUGCUAGUAGUGGUUAAGUACGAUCCUGAUAUUGCGGCGAAAACAUCAACCGGAGAUUCUAGUGCCUCUAGUACAGAUGCGGCAAAAGAUGAUCAACAACGAGUGGAUGGUGCAGAAUCAUCCGGUCCGCUCUGGUAUACCGUCUUGCUGCUGUACUCGCUGAACGAGGAUGGUUUGGUGCGGCUUGACGAGCCACUAAUGCUGUUUCUGAAUCAAGACCAGGUACCACUGGAGAUAACGAUGCUGCCAAAGUGUGAUGGCACCGGGCGACACUUUGGUGGUCCGGAAACGGAUCAAGGUAUCUUCGUGAUGACCUGUGCCGAUGGCAAACUGCGUAUAGUUGCGCUAAAAACGCUCACCAUCAUUUCGGAUGCUUCGGUAAAGGACGAUCGAUUCGUUUCGGCAACGUACUGCAAAAGCUUAGAGCGGCUCUGCGGUUGCACUGCAAAAGGAUGCCUUCAUUUCUACUCCUUCUACGAUCUAGAUGCGGAUUCGAGCGAUGAGCGGGAUGAAGAGAUCAUUGUACAGACGCCGUUAUCAGCGGGUAUCGAUUCCGGUGACAAAUCAUACGGUACGACCGGAGUAGAUGGUGUUGUGCCGAUAGAUGUGAUUGAUAAUAUGACUGCUGCGUCAACUGCACCAUCAGCAGCAGGAGUGUCAAAUAGUUCAGGAACAACCGGAACCACACAGCAACAGCAAGCCCAGCAUCAUCCCGACGGUGUGGGUCUGGAAUGGUUGCUAGCUUUCCGCCAGGACGUUGGCAACGUGAACAACCUUAAGAUGCUGCACACGCUGACGCUGUUCAGUGAGCUGUUAACACCUUAUUCGGCUGAAGUACCUGCCUGUUGGAAUGAACUCGAGCAGGCCCAAAAGCAGCGUCGUAAUCCGCAACAUCUACGACCCGGAGAUGACACACAUUUGACGAAAACAUGGCGAUUGCACAAUGAUGCUUCCACCUGGGAUGAACAUCUGAUAGAGCUGAACUUGCCAAAAUGUACCUCGCUCGGUCAUAUCGAUUUUAAGUUUUCACUCUAUCAACCGUGCGCUAAUUCGCCCGCAAUUCAGGUGACGUUGUUGAAACAGAAGUCAAUGGGCUUAUGCACACGCCGUAAAACACAAUCGAUUAACCGGGUUGAUGAGUCAAUCAACUUUAACAUCGGUGCUGGCGAAGGCAAACAUUUCGUUGAGAAUCCGGUACUGAGUGAGGAGUAUCUGCAAGCCAGAAAUGCAGAAAUUGUGGUCGGUCCAAUCGAACUGGCCUCCUGCAUGGAUCUGAGCGAGCAGGGUGGUUGUGUAACGCUUACGAGCCCAAAGCUGCUGAAAUCCAAAGGCCGGAACUAUUUGCUGCACAUUAAAACGAUGACGGAUCUGUCGAAGGAUGGGCAAGGUAAAACUAGAGUACCUGUUCGGAAGAAGGGCAUUACGAGCAUACUGCUGACAUCGUUGUCGAAUAUCUCGGUACAAUCGAAUGCGUCUCCCGGCACUGUGCAAGUCGGUAAGGACGGCUCGUUGACGAUAUUCCCCGUGCCUUCGCCGGCAGGGUCCGCUGCGACGAUUAAAACAAGAACAAAUGAUUUCUACAUAGGAUGUGAUUGGCUGAACGAAAUAUCGAUCACGGUGCGAGCCACUCGUCAGUUGUACAAGGUUGAACAAGAACGUGCCCAACGGUUAGCUAUGCUGGAUUCCAAUAUGCUGCUAGAAAAUUUGUUGACCGUUCUUCAUCAGCGCAGCGAGGUGAAGGUUAGUGAUGGUGAUGGUGAAGAGGAGAAUGUCACUAAGCCAUCAGCAAGCACGACGACUACACAAGCGCCUGGCGAGAAUAUGAUCAUAACGCAACAGAAUCUUGCCUUAGACAUUCUCAUAUGGAUUGUCACGAUUCGUAUGAUGCGUUAUCGAUAUCCCAAGAAUCCGUUCGCUAAACGAGCUGCUCCGACCGAAACGCGAAACGUGGCAGCCACCGAUUUAAACGUACAGCAAACGGAGUGCGUACAAAUCAUCGAGAAGCAUCUGGAAGAAACUAUACGACACUGCAUUGUACUGGCGAAUCGUAGCAUCGCACAUAAGUGUGUUAAAUUUGUGUCUUUGGCACUUGAGGGAGCUCAAAACAUGGUCGACAAGAAUGCAUGUAACGCGUUCGAGCAAUCGUUAAACAAUGCUAUAAUCAAAUGCUUGCCAGACAUAGUCAAUUCUAACCAUGCCGGCGCUUUGCGUUGGUUCGCUUUGCUCAUAUCUGGAACUACGCUGGCGGAACAUCAUUUAAGCGUGGCGGAUCAUUGCAUGAAACUGCUGAAAUCGGUGGCAGAAGAACUGCAAAAACGUAACAAUCCCUAUUCGGCGUUGUUGCGUACCCGUUUCGGUCUGCACGGUUCACCAUUCGAUUCGGAAGUGUUUGACGCACCUUCAAUGGACGGACGUAUCGCCUUUGGAGGAGGUGUAGCAUAUCCGUUCGGGUGCGGCACAGCAACGAACGGGCUCAAUAUGAAUGGUGCGGGAGGCAAUGGUGGUUGCACUAGCUCCAGCAAGAGUGGCAGUGCGAGUGCCAGUGGACCGAUCGGUUCCUCCGUGCUGACUGGUCCCUCGCCGAUAGAUUUGCGGCUGAUGUGUUUUGCGGACGGUGCGGAUCUGAAGUGUUUGUUCGAUCAGCUGCGAAGCCGUAGCAUUGGGUCACACUUUAUGGGACUGCUGGAGGUGGAACCACUGCACUAUUCGUGCUGUGCCACGUCCGAUGCAACCAGAUUGGAAAACAUCGAUGCAAAUGGAAACACCACCACAACUAGCAGCAGCAGUGUUAAUGGGUUUGUUGGUGGGUCGAGUGGCACCGGAAUUGGGAAUGGAAUAACAAUUGAACCCGUAUCCACCGCAAACAUGUUGAUGGAAAAUUCGGUCGGCAUUGGUGCGUACACCGUUGAUGUAAAAGUCGAUAUUGGAAAUGAACAGGGUGAGCAUGCUGACACAAUGAUCGUUUCUUAUGCUGAACCAGAGCAGCAGCAAGCUAAUAAUAGCAGCAAUCAUGGCAAAAAUAUCAACAUCACCGUUGGGCCUUCUCUUAAGAAGUCAAUCCAGCAAACACAAUCCAGUGAGGGAGAUAAGGAAAACAUAGGCGACGCUUUGAUGAAUAAUGUGAAAAAUGUACUGGUCGAUAAGAUUUUCUUUUCGGCACUACAGAAGCACAAGCUGAAAUCUGCUGUAAAUUCGUCUGCGGACACCAUUGGCUUUCCGACUUACUUGCAGCAAUCAAAUACGGAAAGCCACGGUAAACCGCAUGCCAUCAAUAUCGGAAGUGAUGGUGGAAUGUUGAAAGACAUAGAAACCUUUGACGAUAUAUCCGUGAAUGAUUCGGAGACUUGUGAUGUGUUCAAUGCAGCAGAACAAAAAGCUUCGACGUUAAUAAUACCGGACACGGCUGCGGAAGUAACUGCUUACACUAUUGGCAAAAGCACCGUUGCCGAUAGUUCACGUUCGUCGAAGGUAGUAUCCUUUGUUUCAAACGAUGCCAAUCUGGACCUACAGCACGGUCCGCACACCUCACUGUUGGACAAUAAAAUUCAGGAAUAUUUUGAAGAAAAAAGCACCGAAGCGGAAAAUGCAAUCGAUCAAUCCGGUGGAUUGCCGUGGCACAAGUUGCUCAGCAGUCCACCGAAGCAGACAAUCGUGGUUGAGCGGAUGCACUCGUCGGCUAUUCGGUACGUAACGCUUGAUUUUGGUGCACCCAUCAUGCUGACGGAUGUUAUCAUACCGGCACAUUCGGAUCUUGCAUCGCUCUCGAUUGAUGUUUGGUGCUUCGAAGAGGAAGCGGAUAGCGUGCGAUUGGUCGUUUCACAGGAUAUUCAUUCGCGCACGCUUGUGUUGAGCGAUCUACAGCCGCCACCGAUUUGUCGGUAUCUUAAGAUCACGAUUACCGGCCGCUACGGAAUGACGGCUACCCGGUGCCGCAUACCAAUGGGUUCGUUCUACGGGCAUAUUGUGAUUCUCGACCGGGAAGCGUAUGCUGAUCCAGUGAUGAAAUUUCUGCAAAAAAGGAAAACGAAUGUGCAGACACAAUUGAAGGUUUUGAAAGCAUUAUAUGAAGACGUCCACUGCCGGUACUGUUUGGCUAGCAGCAAACUGAUGGAUCUGCUUGUGCCGUACCUGAACAGCGACGCAUCGAACAUUGCUCACAUGCAAGCAUUCCUGAACCGCAUGAAAGAUACAUCCUUUGGCGGUGGGUUAGGUGCAGAUGUGUACGGUACGUAUGGAACGUACGGCACCUCGGUUGGAAACGGUGGAAAUAAUGCUUCGAUCGAGUGCGCUAAGGUUACAGCGGCGUAUGAAGAGUGCAUUGGAUUUCAGCACCAGUUGAAUGUAAUUCGUCGUGUGAUCGAUCGUAUUAGACCAUCGAUUGAUGUGAAUCAUCCAUUGCUGGCCCAGCUAAUGCUUCCUACCCAGCCAUCGCCACUGAAUGAUUGUACCGACUUGAGUUCCAUCUAUACGGAUAAGCUACGCGUUAUGAGCGAGUGUCUGAUUGAAGUAGUGCUGCAGUUAAUAACGACGUACGGUAGUAUGCCUGCGUUGGGCGUAAACGAGCAACAAAAUCAACAGCAGCCACAUCAACACAUUAAUCAAGAUAUGUGCAAUUUACUGUUCGAUACGAUGGUAAUUGCCGGUGAUGCUCAUACACAACUCGCAACUUGCUCAAUGCUUGUGCGAAUGUGCUGUUUUGAGUCUUGGUGGGGUGAUUUUCUGGCAGAUAAAUUUUUAACGCUGUACUCGUCACAAAAUGAACGCAUUUUCCCGCAGGAUCGUGUAUUCCUACUGUUAACCUAUUUGGGACGCCGUAGCAUUGCCAUCGGCCGCAGUCGUACUACGGUUAUUGAUGCCAUUCUGCGCAGCUUAGCAACGCUGCUAGCCCCGUUAGCUACGAACAGUGGGUCCGGUUUGAGUAUCUGGUGCAGUACGGAUUUAAAUUUGCUUGGGUGGAUAUUGCUGUUCUUGUCUGUCUGCCUGGACGAUGGAACGGAAGGUAGAAAGGAUCAAAACAACUUACGAUGGGACUUUAUGUCUGGCGAGACGGACAUGGUUAAAGCACGAAUGAAUAUGAACAACAGUGGUCUGCGUACCUUAACCCGUUCGUUCAAGAAACGGCUAAUUCAAACAAAACAAUACAGCCAACUUUCGGGAGCAACAUCAAAACUGGAAAUGGCAUUGAAACAGCAAGAAAAUCAAUUGAAAAAACUGACCGUCAACAUAAAGCAAAGCUUGGGUGAUUACAUCAACGAAAUAAACAGCAAGAUGAAAGAGAUUGGCGAAUCAAGCAUUACAACGUUAAGUAAAAACGAACUGUCGCAGGAACCAAACAGCGUAUUAUCGUUUUCGUCUGGCGGUAAUCACAUUGCCUCAUCCACCAGCGGCAGCACGAUCAACCAAGCAUCUGGCAUGAAAAGUGGAGGAAAGUUUGUUAACCUUGCUGGUGAUCGUACGAUAAGGGAUGCAUCCAGCGAGGCAGGUAUCAGUCAUUCAACAGCAGGCUCAAAGGGAGUUGGCGAUUUGACGGGUGGCGAUGGAGAGACUCCAUUCGAUACAGGGCUGAAGUCGAUGAAAAUCGACAAAAUUAUCGUCGUAAUUCGAGGCCUAAUUGGAUUGCUUCUGAGCAUGGAUUUUACCUGCAACAUGGAUCUGUUCCUUAUCACGUGCAAAAUAAUCGCCCGGUUAGUGUUGGCCUGCCGGCCAGCUUUACAGCUAUCGAAGAUUAUUACGACGAACCAACUGCUGCAACUGGUUAGGAUUGCAGUGUGGGAAAAUCAGCAACAACCAUGGGCAGUGCACGCAAUUACCUGUCUGCUGCAGGAUGUACUGGAGGCGGACAAAAGCUUCAAGGAUGGUGAAAAUGAUUCCACGGAAUCGCCUGACGAAGAAGAAAAUGCAAGUGUUUCGGCGGGUGCCCACCCUAUGGGAACGGGCUCGACAUUGCACUCGAUGCGACCCCCGGUAGAAGUACCUUUUAAGCAACAACAGCAGCAACAUCCACUACAGAACCCGGCACAUCAUGUGUCUUGUGAUCUUAGUUACGCCGAUGUGGCUAAAAACCAACUACCGUCGGUGGUCGAAUGUGAUGAUCCGGAAAUGGAGGAAAUAUUAAUUAUUGACGACAUAUUUUCGGCACGCGAAAAACGCUUCCUUAAGCGUGAUAUUGUAUCGUUUGCUAGCAAAUAUAGCAUCACGAAUAAAACUGUUUCCGCUGCAAUGGAUGCUCGGCUUGAGAUGGGACUGGAUACGAACGUAGAAAUUGUUCUCCGGCGACUGACAACGCGGUCAGCCUUCAAUCUGAUCAGUAGCUUACCACACGUUUCCAUGAUGCCUGAACUGAUCAGUAGUAUGAGCGCACCUGGGCAACCAUCGGAAUCAUUAUCACCAUGGCCAGACAGCAUCAUCGAUGUGUGGUCUGGGCCCGAAUAUCUACUAGGCAUCGAGACGAACAGUAUGCUUACGGAGGUGUUUGAUAAAAUUCUUUCCGAUCUACAUCAGCUCGAUUCAUGGCUAAACCUGGAGAAAAUUCUUCAACUGUGGUUGACGUUGAAUGGGGAAACCAAUGAAAAUAUCCCCGGUAGCUGCACAACUGGUUUAAAUCCCUUAUCAUAUUCACGUAUACCGUUUGGCGAUCGAGCCGUAAGGGGACUGCUGAAGGCACUUGCCACGCAUCCAAACAUUAAGUUACGAGCCUGGUGCCUUGGAUUUCACUGUUUGAAUCUAGCGUGCAAGCCACACUUCGAGGCAGAUCACCUGGAACAGACGUCUACUAGCAGUGAUAAUUAUUUCCGGCGCAUGGGCAAUCUGAUCGUAAAUGAUGAAAAUUUUGAGAAGAUGCUCCUGCGGUUUUUCUCCGGUGCCGAUCAAUCGAUGAUUUCCAUGGACGGUAGUAGCAGUCGUUAUGCUGGACCAACCGUGUGCAAGCUUGUGAUAGAGUUGUUCGCUUGGUUGGAGUUACGCUGUAAUGUAAAAGACAAGCUAAAGGAAACGCUGUUACGAGUGACGUUGCAUCUGGUCCAGUUUGGUGGUGCGAUCGGCAACCAACAAGGUCCAAUCGAUGCCCAGAGUCAGAUGAUAAAGCAACUGUUGAAUUUCCCAUUCGACAAAAGUGAUUUGGGCAUUGCGAUGAGUGUAAUUGAGUGUGUUUCGCAUCUGGUGUACAACAAUGUGGUGAAUGUGGAGAAACUAUACUGUCAGAAAACGACGGAGAAUAGUAAUUCCGCUGCUAUGCUGGGUGGAGGGAUGCGGUUCAGCAGCCUUUUUGCCACUGUAUUCAACGCUGAGUCUAAUCGCGCAUGUAAAUCUGCAACCGAUAGUUCGCUGUUGGUAGAUUUGCUUAAGCUGGCCUCGAUACUUGUUAAUACGAAAAAUCCACACACCACUGGCACAGGAAGCGAAACCGCGACGACCGAUGAUGGUCACACCGGAUCGGCUGGUGGACAAACAGUGGGUGUAGACAAUUUGAACACAUCGAGCGAGAGCCAGACGGAUGAAAUAAAGGCAGAACAGCAGCAUACCGGAGCUGGUGGUGCAAGUGCAGGAAAUGUUCCUGGUAAUGGAGUUAACGCCGGCAGUGGUACAGCGGGCAGCAGUGAGACACGUCCGAAGGUACCAUGCUUUACCGACACUGUGUUACAACAUUCUCCAACGAUGAAUCGUUUGCUGAGUGCACUUUCCCACUGCAACCAUUCGUCUUUGACAAUGCUGGUGGCGUCAACGGUCAGCUAUGGAAAUGGUGCUGACAAUAGUGGUGCUAAGACGAUUCGAAAUACGCAUCCGGAGCUGUGUACCGUAGCAGAUGCUGUAUUCCAGUUGCUUCUAUACCUUAGCCGGACCGCAUCACAAAAUGAGCUGGUAGUAAAACCCUUGUUUGAGUACAUUAACAACGCAUCCAACGUACGGCACCCGAUGCCAAAGUUGCAUCUGUCGGAACCAUUCCUGUGGUUUAUCCUGAAGGUCCUCGGUACGCCCGCAUCGGUUGCAAUUUUCACUGAACUAGGCGGCAUACAGGUGCUGUGCGAGAGUUUGGUUCGUAGCAAUCGAGCGCUGAUCAACACGCAACCGAGCCUUGUGUCGAUGAUAAUGCAACGUCUGUCGAAGUCGUCCGUUGGUUUGCAUGGCGUGAGCGUUGCCAGCGGAAGCGGCAUGGCUGGUGGAAAUUGCAGUGGCAGUUCGUCGAAAAAGAGUACCCCCAUCAUAGCAACGCCACGAAACGAAGAGGGGCUUAUCAACUUCGCACCGUACUCUACAAUUACCUCGGACAAUUUGUCUGUACAGGCGGCGGAUGUGUUAAUUCAGGCGCCACUUGCUUCCCAUCGUCGGGCUCGAAAUCCCGCCUGGAGCUAUUUGUUUUACCCAAACGAAUCGAAUGUUGAUCUUACGAUCACACUUCCAACGGCGGUACUGUUAAAGGAGGUCCAGCUACAGCCCCAUCUAGCGACACUUGCAUCGUGUCCUUCGGCUGUAGCAAUCGAAGUGACAAGAGACAGUAUCCUCGGUCCAAUACCGAUCACGCAGCCCAUUUCGACCGUAGGCAUGACGUGCAUUCGGUUGCGCUUUGCACAGCCAGAAAUUGCCACCAGCGUUAUCAUUCGGUUGUACCGGCCGCGUGAUGCUUUAAACAUUGGCUUAACGCAAAUAUCCAUCCUGGGAACGACCACGUUCGGCGAGCUACCUCAAGCAGGUGGAGGACCAUCUGGCUUUUCCGGGGGCGCGAUGCAAAGCUGGCCUAGUUCCUCCAUUGUAGCAAUUGGUGGAGGAUCGGGAUCAACCGUUAACCUGAAGCCGUCCAAUGAUUUGUGCAGCUAUCGGAAAGCAUUUGGCUUGGUCGAUAUGGACGAGGGAGGAGUAGGACUGGGAGGAACCGGAAUUGAUGACGAUCGUAUGGCCGGGGCAGCACGUACCAGCCUCGGCUGGUUGCGUGUACUAACGCAGUGCUUCAGCGUGACCAUCUAUUAUGCCGAUCAACAGCUCGCGAACCGUGUGAUCGAUGCCGCAAAUGAGGUGACCGGCUUCAUGGAGGCUUGCUGUGCAUUGCUAAACAUAGCACCGAAUAGUCCAAACGAUACAUUGCAAAAUUUGGAAACCGUAUUGCUUAAGCUGGGGCUACACAGCCGCGAAAUGGGCUUGCGACUGAUCAAUACAUUGCUGCGGCAAAGUAUACCACAGACGUUUCAACUGUCGAACGAUUCCAUCUCAGAUCUGCUGUACCAGUUGUGUACAAUGCAGAAUGAGCACACGCGCGAUCGAUUGCAGGCCAUGCUGGAAUGGGUGUUGACGUUGUAUGAACGCUACCAGCAGAACAUUACCAUGGCUGCGGGCGGAGGUACCGUAAAUCAACACCGAUUGGCGCUACACUCAACAAAUCCGUACAGUGGUUUUGUGCGAUGUCUCGCCGCCAUUCUUUGGCAAGCCUUUGCAACCGAUCUGAUUCCCGAUCUGCUGGAAAUGGUCACACGGGAAUUGUUCGAUGUACUGUUCAACUGGCUGCAGGAGCUUAAACAACACGAAGGCGCUAGUGGACCAUUAAAGAAAGCGAUCGAUGCACUGCUCUGUUCGGUUUGCUGCAUACGGCCAGAGUUUUUCACCAUGCUUCUGCGGCGUAUGGGCGUUCUGGUGCCGAAUCUGUCGACUGAUCUGACAGCAUCGAUUUCGGACGAUCGCAAGGAUGGCGAACGGCGAACCGACGACAGCAAGCAGGAGGAGUCGGAUACGACGGAAUGGUACAGCCAUUUGGUGAUAGAAGAUAUUGCAUGCUUGGACCUAUCGUGCAGUCAGCUGGCGACAAUUGCCAUGGCCAGCCAGUCUCCGUUAGCCGUGCAGCAGUUAAUCGAUUCUGGGCUGCCGAAGUUGUUGAACUCGGUCAUCUUGGAAUUUUGUCGCCGAGCGACAAACUGUGUCGAACGGCUAAGACGAGCUCCAACGAAAGUUGUUGGUAGCGAUGGUCCGCCUACGGUUCCAUCUGCCAGUGGAUCGACCGAAGGUUGCUUAACAGAUGCUGAUAAGUGGAGCAGUGGAGAAUCUACAGAAAAUGCUACAAGUCUCCCGAUGGUGAACAUACACAAGGUAACGGAAAUCCUUGUCUUUUUUACGGACAUGUGUUCCGAAGGACAUAUGCGCGAUUGGUUGGGUAGCCACGAGGGCGCUAUCUUCUGGGAGCCCUUGUUACUGUUGCUGUGUAACAGCCAUCUUGCAAAUGUGACGCGCGAAAUAACGACACAAUCAUGUCUUGAAUUGGAGGAGUGCUUCAUCAAGUUUCUGUCACGCGUUACUACGUGUCACCCGAAAAACCAGGAAGUGUUAACCAUCAACCUUAUCUCGGUAAUACGUAAGUCGGAUCCAAUGGAGGAAGCGAUGCAUAGCUGCGCUGCCGAUGGUGCGCAAUCGACUUCCAUUCCGAUGCCAGGAGCUUUCACGAAGAACUGCAUUUCCGGCUUUACUCGGCGUCUGUUACUACAGAUUUUGCUUGAAAGUGAAAAAAUAAUGGUAGCGGUGCGUAGUGAUCUGCCACUGCUGCAGAGCAAAGAAACGAACGGUGGAGGAGCAGGUGGGCUGUACAACUCGAUCGCGAACCAUCCUUCGAAGCGUCCGAACGCGCAUCUCAUGCUGUUCCAGUUAAGCACGAAUGCCAAAUGUCAGGAUAUAUUGGAUCAGUGUGCUGCUGCCGUUUAUCAACCUAUCGUACCGUCUGCCGUGGUGGUAUCUGGUUCAGCUAGUGGUUCACAGUCGUCGGCCGUUGCCGCAUCCGCUGGUACCUCUGCUGGAACAUCAUCCAGUGCGGCCAGCGGUUUGGGUGGUGAUCUGUCGUUGCUGUCUGGCGGUGGAAACACAGUAGCAACGAACGUUAGUAGUCAGUCUAUCGGUGCCUCUACCAGUGGAUCUAGUAACGCACAGAGUAGUUGCCCACAAAGUGAACUGUGGGAGCUGGGUAUGGGGCUGGAAUUUUUAAGCGUUGCUGCUGGAGUCACUGCGAAGGAUAAGCGUUUGAAGGAGGCCAAAAAUCAGGCAACAACGAUGCGUCGCAAAGACUUGCUCUCAAUGUUCAAAAUAAAAAUGGACGAUUCCAAGCUUUCCGUACCGGAUGGCAUGUUCCUGACGCACUCGGCAGUACCGGAAGUAAUUAUAACGAGCGAUACGACUAUCUCGCAACUGCUGUUUAUGCUGAAGUCAGCGGGUAUAUCGCUCUCGAUACCAUGCAUAAAUCUGAACUUGAUUGAUGCCAAAAACAAACCGCCUUCCGAUGCAUCUGCUGGAGAACCGUCCCCCAUGUCCUCGUCAUCCGGCGCAGGAUCAUCGGCGUACAUGCGAGCAACCGAGUUUCUGCCCUUACCUUCGCCUCUGCAGAUAUUCUCAAGCCGUGGAGGUCUAUCACUACUAGCGCACUAUUUACCGACCGUGUAUCCCGAAAUGCCGAAGAGCAGUACUCACUACAUGGACAAAGAUCGUAGCCCGACGGGCGGCACGGGUGCGGGAAAUGCCGGUGCCGGUAACGAAUGGGUGAAACUCGAACAGAUGGACGAGAUCUACGAAGAUUUGGACGACAUUGUGGCAGAAUCGUCCCCGAAAGCGCAAGCAAUUACCGCCAUUCCACAGCAUUCGCUUGCGGCCUUUGCACUGUUCCUAAAGCUGCCGGCUUACUCGGAAGUUUUACUCAACGAUACCGUCCGGGCGCAGUGUUUGCUGCGUCUGAUACUGGGUGUUACCAGUGACGGUGAGGGUAACGAAAUUUAUAGUCUGCCCCUGUCCAACACAUUGCCUACGCUGCCGUUUGAGGUGUUCCGACAACUUCUGGAAUCGUCACCAUUAACUACCGACGAUGGAGUGCUGCUCCGGCGCAUGGUGAUCGAAGUUGGUGCAAUACAUCUCGUGCUAAACUGUCUGAGCAUCUUUACCCAUCACAACAACAGUGGAUCGGUACGAACAGGAGCGUCAACAUCAGUGCCGGUUGGAACAAGUAGUAACAGUACAACAAAUAAUACAUUCGACACGUUGUAUCAAGGAAUAUCUACUGGCAAUGGUACCAAUAAAUCAUCAUCCACUAUGACCGGUAACGCAACUGCUAAUAACACAGAGGAUCAACUGAACGCUGAUGAUAAAGGACAUAUGUACUGGGCGAAGGGUACAGGUUUUGGCACCGGUUCAACGCAACAAUCGUGGAACGUGGAACAGGCACUGAUGCGACAAAAAAGUGAGGAAGAACACGUUACCGUGUUGUUACAGGUACUUUCGAGUUACAUUAAUCCUGGCUGCAACAGUUAUGUGAUUAGCUCUGGUACGGAAGAAUUGCACAACUACAAGGAUUCGUUUGAAUCGGUCGGUGAUCUACCACCAAUCUUCCUCGAUCUCAUUCAGCAAAGCUGUCUUAUUCCCGCCCUGAGUUCCUAUUUGCGUAACGAUUCGGUGUUGGAUAUUACGCGACAUAUUCCACUGUACCGCGCCAUUUUGCAACUGCUGCGAGCCAUUUCUGUGUCCAACCAGCUUGCGAUGCUGCUGGUGAACAAGAAUGUCAGCGAGGGUAAACUAUCUAUCGCUGGGCUGCUGUCGAACAUGAAAGCCUGUGUAGAUACUUAUGCUAGUCGUUUGAAAGUGAAUAAAAAGUCAAACUUGAAAGGACAAACGCAAAAGAUUAUCGUCAGUUUGGACGACGGGGACGAUGAAGGGUUAGCUUUGAUGAUGCAUGACAUUCAACUGACGUCGCUACUGGUACAAAAUGCUACCAAUAUGGACACCACGAGUGCAGCAGAGGAGGGCGAAAAGCAAUUGAUUCCACGACCGAUCACAAAGUCGGUUGAAGACAAGUAUCUGGAGAUUAUGAAAGCGUUACAAUUCGACACUUACGAGAUGAUUGCGGAAUCGGAAAAUGGUUAUCGUUUUACGAUCUCACAUCAUUUUGAAACGAACGUACGAAUGGCGGGCGAUCGGGGCCAUCCAGGGCGGGUAAAACGGUUGGCACAGGAAACGGUAACCCUUUCCACCAGUUUACCGCUCUCAUAUAGCAGCUCGGUAUUUGUACGUUGCGACACGGAUCGGCUGGAUAUUAUGAAGGUACUAAUUACCGGACCGGCCGAAACGCCCUACGCUAACGGUUGCUUCGAAUUUGACGUGUACUUCCCACCGGACUAUCCUAACUCACCAAUGAUGAUAAACCUGGAAACGACCGGUCGCAAUACGGUCCGUUUCAAUCCCAACCUUUACAAUGAUGGCAAGGUUUGCUUAUCGGUGCUGAACACGUGGCACGGGCGACCGGAGGAAAAGUGGAAUGCGCACACAUCCAGCUUUCUGCAGGUGCUCGUAUCUAUUCAGAGCCUUAUCCUGGUACCGGAGCCAUACUUCAACGAACCUGGCUUCGAGCGCAGUCGAGGUACACCGACCGGUACGCAUAGUUCCCGGGAGUACAACAGUAACAUCUAUCAGGCGUGCGUUCGAUACGCUAUGUUGGAACAGUUGCGUCACCCGUGUCCCUGCUUCCAGGACGUCAUACAUGCGCAUUUCUGGCUAAAACGCAAUGAAAUCUGUAACCAGAUCGAGGAAUGGAUUGCUGAACUGAGUCAUCCUUUGCAACAUGAGCGAACCGGUCGAACGAUAUCGUUCAAUGCGAUGGUAUUGCGCCGCCAGUACAGACAGCUGCGUGAAGAGCUUGCAAAGCUGACGCCACCGGAAGGGCUGGAAGAGGCUGAUUAUCCGUUUAACGUCGGUACGAACAUAACACCCACCACACCUUCCGCAACUGCAAGCACUGCAAAUUCCACCGCAUUACCAUCCAAUGCAACUUUGCCCACCUGCCCGUCUGGUACGCUGAUGCAUUCUUCGUCAUCGUGUUCCUCCUCGUCAUCGUCGACAUCAUCGUCGUCAUCUUCAUCAUCGUCGACAUCGUCGUCGUCCUCGUCCUCUUCUUCAUCAUCAUCGAAUUCGUCAGUGCAUAGUCAGCAAGCUGCCACAAAUGUGGCGGAUAGCAUCGUAACGGAUGGUGACGGUUCUGAGAGUGGCGCUAGCGUUAUGCUUCAAAUCGGUGGUGUCUCGAACAGCGUCGAAGAUGAUGCAGAAGUCAAGGAUGGUAUGCGUGACGGUAAUGAGACUGAUAGCGGCAGUGGCGGCGGGAUGAUGACGGAAGAAGUAGCCGUCGUAUUCAGCGAUCAUUCCGAGGAACAAGUUAGUGAAACAAAUGUUCAUUCCGGUACCGGUUCGGGAGGUGGCGAUUGCAGUGAAUCUUCAUCUAGUGGCAGCAGCAUUGUGGCGGGUAUUUCGGCUGGUUCCGUCGAUAAUAGCAGCAGCGAAUCAACUGCCGUUACGGGCGGGCUAUCGGAGGAGGUGGCAGGAUCUAACCAAUUGCCGACCGCGGACGAUAUUAGUAGUAUCAACAGCAUUGAGAAGCCAAUUAGUAGCAGUGUGCACGAAUCCCUAGAUGACGACGCUGAUCUGUCACUAGAGGAGAUGGCACUGUCAAUCAUCUAGACUUAUGUUCAGGAAGCAGCAUCUGCUUAGGUAACAAAAAUGGCAUAAGUGUACCCGAGUUCCGGUUCAGGACAAUGGACUGUAGUGUUACAUCUUAGCAUGAAACGAGACCGGUAGAAAAUUCAAAAACCCGAUUGUUGUAUGUUUAAGCGAAGCAGUUUCCGCUGGAUUGUGUGGACCGUGCCAGAUUGCCGGAGCGUACAGUGAUGUGAUAUAAUUAGUUUUGCUAAUUGAAACGCGGCAGAGCUUUCGAUCUCACACGAACACUGAAUGAGUUGAAACUUAAAAUGUUUACGAAUAUUGGCGACAACUGAGAGAUAACGGUAGGGUGAGCAACAGAAGGAAAACAACAAGGUAAUAAGCAGUGAAACGAAGAAAUCGCACAUUUUCCGCUUGUGCAUACGUAUGUGUGUAUGGGGAGGAUGUGGGAAUUUACAAUGAUAUCCCUUUAGCGAAGCCAUAGAAAAGAAGUGAACCAACACAGUAAUUUAGUCACAUUAAGUAAAACUCGGUCCUUUUUUGUUUUUUUUUUUAUCAUUACAAGCCUCGAUACAGUUUUUUACAACAUUGAGUAAUAUAAUUGUGGGAACAAAUGUUUUAUUUUCACUUUCUUUAGUUAAUGUGCCGGGCAACUGAAUCGCUGUGCGUUGAUGUAAAACUAAUUUCCGCAGCCGUUUUGCAGGUUUAUCGUUUAAAUAUAUAUAAUCUUUUGCGCUAGUUUGUAGUCUUAAUGAGGGCUGUAAUGCUAAAUCUAUGCCAUUGGCCCAGUUCACGAACAGCAAUAAUGUUUUACACAGUUUGAAUUUAAUAUUAAAUAUAAUUUAAUUUAUAUAUUUUCUGGGUCGGUCAGAUAAAAAAAUCGUUCACAACAUGACUUCAAGAACGCAACCGGUUUGGAAUAAAAUCUCUCCCGGAAUGUAACUUCCUCAUAUACAUGCGACGAAGUACUUGGCUAUCAGUAAUUCAAAUUAUCUAAACAUGGGCCAUACGUAGCCUAACAACAGCUGCACACUCAAACAAGUGGUAGAAGGUGUCUUUCGAUGGAUUCGUUCACUGUCUUAUGGUACUGAUAAAUUCGUUCCUUUGUUUCUUUAUUUUUUGUUCUUUAAUUACGUAUGCAAAUCUAAGUAAAAUCUUGAUGAGUAUGUGAAUUCUGCAUGGAAUCAAUGCUCUCGACAGGAGGGUAACUAUCAUUGUCUCACGUCCGUUCGAGAAGAAACGGACAACGAACGUUGAUCAGGGAAUAAUUCACGGGGAAAAGAAAUGCAUGAGCUACUUCAGCUAACAUUUAUGCGACAUUUUUGAACACAGCCGUCACGGUUAAAACCCAAAACCCUUCGAGAAACAUUAUGCGUUUCUCUCCAUACAAGCAUAGAAAAUUCUAGUUCGAGUGUGGACAAACAACCAUCCACUCCCGUUAAGCAACGCAAAUAAAAAUGUAUGUUGUAAGUCCAAUAACAUUAACAUAAUGAAGGAAACAACACACACACACGCAGUAAUAAAUGUAAUUAAAAUAAAA